Medicago truncatula (barrel medic) is the source of this 1879-nucleotide messenger RNA. Its product is annotated as traB domain-containing protein. The coding region runs from base 406 to 1050 and encodes 214 amino acids. Gene Ontology annotation, cellular component: mitochondrial outer membrane. Lineage: Eukaryota; Viridiplantae; Streptophyta; Magnoliopsida; Fabales; Fabaceae. The transcript has 10 exons. The record is from RefSeq and is a predicted model, not a curated record.
CUAUUUUUAUUCUCUCUUCACAAACUCUUCAGCCUUCGCUAUCCAAACAAGAGAAAUAUGGUACAUCUCUUCUAUUUCUUUCUCUCUUCACUAACCCUCUCUUCUCUUCUUUUAACUCUUUCAAACCAAACAGAGUGUUAAUCACUAGAAUUGAAUGCGUAGAAAUGUGAGGGAGUUGGCUAUAUAAACACACAUUUAACGGUGGUUUAGGAGGGAAAAACUUUGCUUGAUCACGGUUUAGCAAUAACCAUAGCAAACUUUUCCCCCAAAAUCAUCCGUACACAAAGAUUUUUCAUAUAUAAACCCAAAUCACUCCACCUUCUUCUCCAAAUCACUCCACCAUUCCUGACUCUACCUCUGUUCUUCCAUUUUUUGCUUUGAUUAAGCAUCUUCAGGCGCCCACCGAUGAAUGUGUUAAGAAGCCGUUGUUGUUUGAGCACGAGGUUGAGAAAGGUUAUCCAAACAACAUUCACCACCCUGCCUUGCUUCUCAACCACCUCUGCCGCCUUCUGCCGAGAUCAGUCACCGGAAAAGGAACGACAGCGUCGGUUGGAGUUACCGAAGGAGCUUACGAAAAAUGUCAUUCAACUGUCUUGUGACUCUAUGGAAAAGGGAGGUGUUUGCGAUGUCUACCUUGUUGGCACCUUUCAUGGAAAUAAGGAAUCAAGCAAACAAGUUGAGGAAAUUGUGAAAUUUCUGAAACCAGAGAUUGUUUUCUUGGAAUUGUGCUCAGAUCGUCAGGAAGUGCUUUUGCAUGACAACAUGGAGGCACUUACCAUGGGAGAAAUGAAUGAUGCAAUGAGGAAGGAAAAAUAUAGCAUCUUUCGAAUGGUUACUAGCUGGUUGGAUGCCGAGAUUGACAGUAGGUGUGACGGUUAUCCUUUUGCUCAGUUUCGUUCGGCAUAUAAAGAAGCAAUCAAAUAUAGUGGCAUAGUGGUACUUGGUGAUCGCCGUUUAGAGAUUACAUUAAAGAGAACAUGGAGUAAGCUGCCACUUUGGCACAUCCCAAAAUUAUUGAUUGCUUGUUUCCCAACUCUUCCGUGUGAUUGAAUGGUGUAUAAGAGAUUUCCAACCAUAAGGGAGGCCAUGGUGCAUGAAAGAGAUCGGUACAUGUCCCACACAUUAUUAACAGUGGCAAGGAAGAGCAGAACAGUUGUCGCUGUUGUUGGAGAGGGGCAUCUAGAAGGAAUAAAGAAGAAUUGGAAGCAACCUAUCGAGAUCCAGGAGCUUCAGGAGCUCUGUACAAUUCCACCUCCCAAACCAGCUAUCCCUGCGAUGAGACUCUUUGCAAUUCUUUGUAUUGUUGUGGCUGGGGUGACCAUAAUAUCAACCAUCUAUCAUUAAAUGCAAAGAACAACUUCCCUAGGUUUUGGGAGUAUCUGCAGCUUUUGGUUUUCACGUCAAGCAGAUUCCUAGUGUGUAGUAUAGUAUCGACUUCUUGAUUGGGAGAUUAUUAUUGUUCAGCAGCGGCAGCAGCAAUUAUUCUCGGACAUUAACCAAAUUAUUUAGUGUUGGUUGGGAUAUUUUUUCAUGCAUAGCAGUGAAUUCUCACCAUGUUUGUCAACGAGGGAUAUGGUUUCAGGUUCUGUUUUGUAGGAGGUUGAGGAAUUACUUUGAAUUUUGUGGUGAUUGUUGUUAAACCUGCAAAACUGUAACUCGGUAUUAGUUAACUUGAGCUUUAGCUACACUAUUACUAUAGUGUAUGGUACAUAGAGUGAGUAAUCUAACCAUAUAGUAGUUAGUGCCAGCUGUUAAUUGGUAGGAAGAUCUAAUAGCUAGUUAGAACAAUGACUUCUAUAUAUAGAUGAAAUGUAACAAACUCGACACAAUUCGAUAAACAGUUUUCAUUUUCUCAGAUUUCUUCUUCUUCCCUAAGUUA